AUGUCGCGCCGUUUCAACAACACCGGCAGAUAUGUGGCGGAUCCAGCCAACUCCAAAUCCGGUGCUCAAGCCUUCGAGAAAGGAGACCCUUCGGACAAACGACUCGAAACCUCUCUCUUCAAUGACAAGAUCGAUGCCAGAUACGGCUUCGAGAGAUGCACUGAAGCCACGGAACGAGUGGGUUUCAUGGUGAACUUCCAAGCGACAGAGAUCUUGGAUGAAGACAAGCGCCUGAUUGCCGCCCUCGAUUGCUAUUUCUUGGAAGAGAAUGGGACUAGAUUCAAAAUAUCCGUGCCAUUCAAGCCGUACCUUUACGUCUUGGUGGCAGGAGGGACCGAGCAAGAGAUCUCGUCGUACCUUCUGAGGAAGUAUCAGGGCUAUCUCUCUGUGUGUGAGAUGGUCAUGAAAGAGGAUCUCGACCUGUUGAACCAUUUAUCCGGUUUGAAGCAACAGUAUAUAAAAUGCACGUUUUCGAACACGACCGACCUCCAGAAGGUUCGGAGGGAACUGUUGCCUAUCGUGAAGAAGAACAAGCUCGACAAGACAUCGGCGGCUGGCGCUAACUCAGAUGUCCUCAAAAAUAUCCUGGACAUGCGCGAACACGACGUUCCGUACCAUGUGCGAGUCAGCAUCGAUCUCAAAUUGUUCGUUGGACUAUGGUACACCGUCAAAGUGCAGCAUUCAAAAAGUCCAAUCAUCACCCGAAAGCAAGACCUGCUCGCUACGCCGGAUAUAUGCGUCCUGGCCUAUGACAUAGAAACCUCGAAACUGCCUUUGAAGUUUCCUGAUUCGGCGUCCGAUCAAAUUAUGAUGAUAUCGUACAUGAUAGACGGUCACGGGUAUCUCAUCACGAACAAAGAGAUCGUCUCAGAAAAUGUGGAAGAUUUCGAGUACACGCCAAAACCCGAGUUUCAAGGUCAAUUCACCAUAUUCAACGAAGAGAAUGAAAACGCUCUACUCGUGAAGUUCUUCGACCAUAUUCUCGACGUACAGCCACUGGUCAUCGCCACUUACAAUGGUGACAAUUUCGACUGGAUGUUUGUCGAAGCCAGAGCGAAUUUCCACAAACUAGAUAUGAACAAAUACGUUGGUUGGAGUAGAGGUCGAGAGGGUUUCUAUCUCAGUAGAGCUUGCAUACACAUGGACUGUUUGCAUUGGGUGAAGCGAGAUUCUUAUCUUCCGGUGGGGAGUCAGAAUUUGAAAGCGGUAGCGAAAGCUAAAUUAAGAUACGAUCCGGUGGAACUCGACCCGGAACUCAUGGUAGCCAUGGCGCAAGACAACCCUCAGGUGCUGGCUAACUACUCGGUGUCCGACGCUGUGGCAACGUACUAUCUCUAUAUGAAGUACGUACAUCCGUUCAUCUUCGCUCUUUGUACCAUCAUUCCGACCCAGCCGGACGAAGUUUUACGGAAGGGAUCUGGAACUCUCUGCGAGUCCCUGCUCAUGGUCAAGGCAUUCGAGGCCGAGAUAAUCUACCCCAACAAACAAGAGAACAUAUUCAACAAAAUAUCCGAAGACGGCCAUGUUCUGGAUCAAGAAACCUAUGUUGGAGGUCAUGUGGAGGCUCUCGAAUCUGGAGUUUUUCGAGCAGACAUUCCAUGUCGGUUCCGGCUGGUGCCUCAAGCCUUCCAAAAGCUCAUCGACGAAGUCGACGAAACCAUGAAGAGGGCUAUCACCGUUGAGGAGAGCAUUCCGUUCGAGUCAGUUCAGAAUUUCGACGAGGUCUGCACAGAUAUCAAAACAGCUCUGGCAGGCCUUCGGGAUUGCCCAAAUCGGCUGGAAAAACCGAUCAUUUACCACUUGGACGUGGGCGCGAUGUACCCGAAUAUUAUUCUUACGAAUCGACUGCAACCAUCUGCCAUGGUGGACGUGGCCACCUGUGCCGCUUGCGACUAUAAUAGACCCGGCGAAAGAUGCCAGCGGACAAUGGAAUGGACCUGGAGGGGCGAGAUGAUGCCGGCCACGCGUGCGGAGUUUCAGAGGAUUCAGCAGCAGUUGGAAACCGAAACCUUUGUAUCGCCGAUCAAUCCGAAAAAGAGAGUUCCUUUCCACGAGCUUUCCGACGAAGACCGAGCCGCGAUCGAGAAGAAGCGUCUUCAGGAUUAUUGUCGGCGAGCCUAUUCGAAAAUUCGCGUAACGAAAACUCAACUCAAAAAAACCACAAUCUGUCAGAGAGAGAAUUCUUUCUAUGUCGAUACUGUGCGACAAUUCAGAGAUCGGCGCUAUGAGUUCAAGGGACUCCUCAAAAAGGCCAAGGGGUUGGUGAACGAGGCGGUGAAACGGGGAGACGCAGCUGAAAUAAAGUCAGCGAAGAACCUAGAAAUCCUAUAUGACUCUCUGCAACUGGCUCACAAAUGUAUCCUCAAUUCAUUUUAUGGAUACGUGAUGCGGAGAGGGGCCAGGUGGUACUCGAUGGAAAUGGCAGGAAUAGUUUGUCACACUGGUGCGGGUAUCAUCAUGAAAGCUCGAGAAUUGAUCGAGCAGAUCGGCCGGCCGCUGGAGUUGGACACGGACGGGAUCUGGUGCGUUCUACCAGCGUCGUUCCCGGAAAAUUUUGAGAUUCGCAGCUCAUUCGAGAAGAAGCCGAAAGUUGUGAUCUCAUAUCCUGGGGCGAUCCUGAACAUAAUGGUGCAAAAACUUAACACGAACGAUCAAUACCACGAGCUCGUGGACCCGGUGAAGAGAAAAUACGAAAUUCGAGAAGAAAACUCGAUUUUCUUCGAGGUCGAUGGGCCCUACCUGGCUAUGGUCCUCCCCGCUAGCAAGGAGGAAGGGAAAAAACUCAAGAAGCGGUACGCUGUAUUCAACUUCGACGGCUCUCUCGCUGAGCUCAAGGGCUUCGAAGUAAAACGACGUGGGGAAUUACAGCUGAUAAAAAUCUUCCAAUCCUCAGUCUUCGAAGCCUUCCUGAAAGGCGAAAAUUUGGAAGAAUGCUACGCAUCAGUGGCGAAGAUCGCCGACUACUGGCUUGACGUGCUGUAUUCGCGGGCUUCGACGAUGCCCGACGAAGAACUUUUUGAUCUGAUUUCCGAAAAUCGCUCCAUGAGCAAGAAGCUCGAAGACUACGGCGCUCAGAAGAGCACAUCCAUAUCGACCGCCAGAAGAUUAGCCGAGUUCCUUGGAGACCAGAUGGUGAAAGACGCGGGACUUUCGUGUCGCUACGUCAUCGCUAAGAAACCCGAAGGCGCUCCAGUCACUGAAAGAGCGAUCCCCCUCGCAAUAUUCCAUGCUGAACCAUCCGUUCGUCGCCAUUUCCUGCGGAAAUGGCUGAAGUGCUAUGGCGAUGACGACUUGGAUAUCCGAUCAAUUCUUGAUUGGACCUACUACAUCGAGAGACUCGGGUCAGCAAUCCAGAAAAUCAUAACGAUCCCAGCAGCGUUGCAACAGCUGAGGAACCCCGUUCCCAGGGUACCUCAUCCAUCAUGGCUUCACAAGAAGCUACUCGAGAAGGACGACGUCCUCAAGCAAAAGAGGAUAAACGAAUUGUUCACUGCCAAGGAAAAAGAUAUAGAGGAUAUGUGCGGUGCAGCUACGCCCAGCUAUAUGGCGCCGGUUAUGGCUGUCAGUCACAAACGAAGUCGACACGAGGACGCGGAGAACAUCGACAAAAACUGGAGGGAAAUUCUCGGACCACCGCCGUCUAUUGGUGAAACGAGCGAAGAUUUCGACAAGUGGUUGACCUUCCACAAGAAUAAGUGGACCCAUCAGAAACUACAGAGAGAUAGACUCAAGAAACUGGCGAAACGGAACAAAUCGAAUUCUGCCCCGCUCGCGGCGCCGGGUGCUGAGUCUCAACCGCCUCUGAAAAGAGCGAAGACUUGCUCCGGCCUCAAGUCAAACACGCUCGGAGGGUUCUUGAAGAAAGCUCAGCAGAAUCUCCUGAACUCGACCUGGCAGAUCGUUCAGAUAGUGCCCGCGGGCGAAGACGGCGUCUUCAAGGUGUGGGUCCUGAUAGGGAAUUCCGAGUUACGCCAAGUCCGCGUCGGAGUACCCCGUAUAUUCUAUGUCAAUCAGCGGGUACCGAAAGACACGGAGGAAACUACGAUUUAUCGUAAAGUUAUGCGUCAUUUACCCCGAGCGCAUCCCGUUCAUCAUUUGUAUGAAUACGCCAUUGACGAGUCCGUCUACAUCAACAACAAUGAUGACAUUGCCGCCGAGCUCGGUAAUCCUUAUAUCGAAGGCAUCUACGAAACUCAAGUGCCUCUGGACUUCCGACUCAUCGUCAGUCUCGGUUGCUUGACGAAGCUCGACAAGCGAUUUUACAGACAAUAUGCAGCUGAAAGCAGCGACUUCUUCGACUUGCGCCACCUGGAAAUGUGUACUCUCGCAGAAACGGAUUACCUCGAAGGAAACCAUGUCAAGUAUAUCUUCCUCUACCAAAACCGAGAGGGUCACAAGCAGGUGUAUGCGCUCUUCAUCCCAUCUGUCAAGAAAGCCUGGCUGAGUGUGGUGGACUCCGUCGUCACCGAUCAGCUACCUAAUCUCAACGUGGUGUACAACCAGGAGCGAGAAGCCAAAAUCGCUCGAGGCGCAAUGGAGAGUCUCGUUCCGGACCCGGGUUACGUAUUCGAGUCCUCGGCCACAUCCGACGUCCGUUCAGUACACAAGUUGAUCCAGAAGCACCUGCAGCAAUUCCUCGGCGAAAAACGCGGACCAACGAUUCUCGUCGUUCAGAGCAGAAUUUCAAACGAAGAUUUAACUGUUUUGAUGCCUCAAACCUGCGAGUUCCCCAUAGUCCGUCUCCACGUUCAAGAUUCGAAGAUGCUCGAUCAUUUACAAUGGCAACGCGUCGGAUCCAAGGCAGCGAUAAGACACUUCCUCAACGUCCAGACGAUUCUGACAACACAACUCGAACAGUGUCGGUACCUUCACGUGCCGCUCGGGAACCUGCCCGCGGACGCGACAAGAUUCGGUUGCGACGUGUUCUACGCUCGCAAUCUAUUGAAACAGAACUUCCUCUUGUGGUGCUCGAGGUCGGAUCGACCCGACCUCGGGGGCAAGGAAGCCGACGAUAAUCGCAGCAUCGAACACGAUCUAUGUCUCCAAGUCAACAACGAAGGAAUGUACACAACGACAUGCGUCGAACUCGACCUUCAAGGCAUUUUCGUAACCACCAUACUCCAAGCGCAUACUCUGGCAGAGCUCGAGGGUAUCUCCAGCAACAUCGCGUUCGAUGCCGUUCAAGCCCAGACGGUGCAAGACAUGGUCUCAGGCGGAGAUCAGAUGGGCUCCAAUGUAUCCGGCUACGAUGAAUCGUCACAGUGCGCGGGUGCUUUCAGAAUAUUGCGACAGAUGGUGUCGGCCUUCAUGAAAGAUGUAGCCGUAUACCAAAAUAUAUUCGCCGACCAGCAACUAUCGCAUCUCUUCCGCUGGCUCAAAGAUCCACACUCGUUGCUGUUCGAACCGUCUCUCAAACGGAUACUCGAUAAUCUAAUUUCCAAGAUGUUCAAUCAACUAGUGGCCGAGUUCCAACGUCUCGGCUCGCACAUCGUCCACGCGAGCCUGUCGAAGAUCAUUCUGUGCACGAAGAGAAAAACUAUCGAGGACGCUUCCGCCUACGUCGAGUUCGUGGUGAACUCCAUGCGCAACAAAGAGCUCUUCCAUAGUGUUGACUUUAGCGUCAAACAGGCCUAUAAAAUCCUCUUAUGGAUGGAUCCCUCGAACCAUGGAGGUGUCCAGAGGACCGCGGACGAUUCGGAGGACGAGGUCCGGAUGCUCUGGAACAUGAGCAAAUUUCUGUCUACGCCUUCGUUGACAGAGAGCUUCAACAUGACCGUCGGCGGAUACAUAAACGCCCUAUUCCAGCAUCUAGAACAAACUCCACCUGAGCAAAAUUCCGUAGAGUACAUACAAACUCUAAUCAGGGAGGAAUUCUCGCAGAGUUUGAUGACGUUGACCCACAAGCUGCACGAAAAGUAUCCGACGGGCGAAUUUCCGAAGAAUGCUCUCAUGAAACACACUGUUGCACGGGUAUAUUCGCCAUCCUUGGAGUUCGUCAAGAUGAUAACAAGGGUACUCUCCGUCGACCAAAACAUAGCCCAGUUCGUUAACAGCAAACUGAAACGUGAUCUGCUGAAACUUUGCGGCGGGGUGGGCGCCUUCUCGGAGAGCGCCAUUUGGCACGACCCGUGUCUCUCCUUCGUGCUAUCACAGGUCAUAUGCACACAGUGUAAUUGCGUGAGAGAUCUAGACGUCUGUCGAGACACGUAUACGGCAAACGGACAGUGGUUCUGUCCUCAAUGCGAGUCAUUGUACGAAAUGGCCUACAUCGAGAGUCUGAUGGUUGACUCGCUGCAAGUUAUCAGCGCUCGGGAAGUUCUUCAAGAUCUACAAUGCACGAAGUGCAAUAUGGUCAAAGAGAAGAAUAUGAGCCGCUACUGUGAAUGUGCCGGUUAUUUCAAGAAUAUGACAGAAGUUCAAAACACUAAAGAGCUCUUGGACACGUUCGCAACAAUCGCCACAGCGUUCAAAAUGGACAUUCUAUUGGAGCACGUGAAAUGGACGCGCUCCGUGAACCAGUGCGAUUAGAGCUCAUGACGGGACUUUGAACUUA
Molecule: messenger RNA, 6553 nt
Organism: Galendromus occidentalis (western predatory mite)
Lineage: Eukaryota; Metazoa; Arthropoda; Arachnida; Mesostigmata; Phytoseiidae
Gene: PolE1
Product: DNA polymerase epsilon catalytic subunit 1
Exons: 23
Coding region: 1-6528 (2175 amino acids)
Biological process (GO): mitotic cell cycle; base-excision repair, gap-filling; leading strand elongation
Cellular component (GO): nucleus; epsilon DNA polymerase complex
Molecular function (GO): zinc ion binding; nucleotide binding; single-stranded DNA 3'-5' DNA exonuclease activity
Source: RefSeq, a predicted model, not a curated record